UCUGAUUACUGUUAACCGAUUCUAUAUGUAUAACUAAUACUACCUUACGUCUUUAUACUGAAGACGAGUCUCACUGUUCACGUAGAGUUCUUCGUUUAUUUACGAUUAGAAAUUUAAGUGUUAUUUUAAAAUUAUUUAUAAAUAAUGGAGAAAAUACUAGUCGAGCCUCGGGAUGGAACCGUAGUGUCAUGUUUGUCUAACCUUCUUCAAACGAGUGCUGAAGAUGCACUUACUAUUGGUGAUACGUUUAAAGUCGGACUAUCAGGGGGGUCUUUGGUACAAUUAUUGGUUGACAGUUUACCUAAUGUUACAACUGAUUGGAGUAAAUGGUAUUUCUUCUUCUGUGAUGAAAGAGUUGUUCCUUUCGAUAGCAAUGAUUCUACUUAUGGAGUAUAUAAGUCAAAGUUGAUUGGGAAGAUACCAAUAACUGAAGAACAAUUUAUAAAAAUUAAUCCUGAUCUGUCUGCCGAAGAUGUUGCAAAAGAUUACAUUAAGAAGAUGUCUGUAUUUUUCCCUCCCGACCGUGUUCCAUGUUUUGAUGUGCUUCUUUUGGGAUUGGGUCUAGAUGGACAUAUAUGCUCUCUUUUCCCUGGUCACAAACUUUUAAACGAAGCAAGCUUGUGGGUUUGUCCUAUUAAUGAUUCUCCCAAGCCACCUCUAUCUCGUAUUACUCUCACUCUUCCUGUGAUAAAUAAUGCAAAAAGAUGCAUAUUUGCUAUUACCGGAUAUGGUAAAGCUGGAAUUGUUAAGCGAGUAUUGCAAGAUAGAGAAAAUUUGCCAGCUGCUCGUGUUCAACCCCACAAUGGAGAAUUGUAUUGGGUCCUAGAUGAAGAUGCUGCAAAAUUUCUAGAAACAGCCUAAACAACAUUCCAUUAAAUUGACUAUGACAUUCCAUGUUAAUAUCUUGUCCUAAUGCUCAGCAAAUUUUUUGAGCUUACUUUUAUAUACAUAUGUGCAUCUUACUUAAGAUACCUAAUAAUAGAAAAGUAACUAAAUGACAUUUUUUGUAAUUUAUUGCUCAAAGAUUGAUAUUUGUUUAUUGUGAUGUUAAUAUCAUCUGAAAUAUAUUAGGUUCUGUUACGUAUUUUAA
Bombus pyrosoma is the source of this 1090-nucleotide messenger RNA. It is a transcript of the gene Pgls, whose product is annotated as 6-phosphogluconolactonase. Gene Ontology annotation, biological process: pentose-phosphate shunt; carbohydrate metabolic process. The record is from RefSeq and is a predicted model, not a curated record. NCBI's taxonomy places the organism in Eukaryota, Metazoa, Arthropoda, Insecta, Hymenoptera, Apidae. The transcript has 4 exons. Gene Ontology annotation, molecular function: 6-phosphogluconolactonase activity. The coding region runs from base 145 to 861 and encodes 238 amino acids.